CCAGAAUUCCUGUAAGUGGUACAAAAAAAAUACGUUUGAAAAAAAUACGGAGGUCUAGACAUUUCCCCUUUUUUCUUUGCUUUUACAAACAUGUGGAAACUUCCUCUAGAAAUUUUACCUCUAAUAUUUAGCCAUCUCGGAAACAAUGACAUUUUACAAUGUGCUCUUGUGUGCAGUAUUUGGAAGGAAACUGCAAUGCCUUUUUAUUACGAGAAUGUGACACUAGAUGGCGAACGUGUUGAUCUGGUAAAAAAGCUUUUGGGAUUAGAUCCCGUUGAACGCGAUCGUCACUUUCAAUAUGGAAAAUUUACAAAAAAGUUGACCAUUGAAAGAGAAAAAGAUGAAAUGGAUUACAUAAUGUAUAUGACAAAUUCUUAUCCCAGUGGGUAUCAAGAACCUGAUGUAUACUUUGACAAGGAAGAAUGGAUAUUACUUUUAGAAUACCUGCCAAAUAUCGAAGUUUUAGACUUGGACGAUAGCGAUAACUAUGUGUCCUAUAUCCAGUAUAUAAAUGAAGCUGAAUCCAACAAAUUCCUACUAAAGAUUCAAAGCAUUUUGACUCAAAGACAAAAGCAAGUUUUACAAGGCGAAAAAUAUACUUUUAACGAUAUUUACUUGGCUAUUUGUUACAAAUACCGUGCUACUAUCACUUGUCUUGAUCUGGAAUUCGAUAACUUGUUCUUCAACUUUGGCUCUAUGAAUGGUGAAGUCAUCACUUUGUUAACGUAUUUUAAUAGCUUGACACAUCUGACAUUUAGAAACACUUGCUCUGCUGAACUUACCACAUUGGAUCUUCAAGAUGCUUGCCCUCAUCUAGUUUCGUUGACUUAUCACAGUGAUUAUCAUAUUCCGGAUUCUACAAUAAAAAAUGUUCUGGAUAAGACAAAACAUUGGAAAUUGGAUUACAAGAAUUUAAAAGAAUUUGAAAUAGAUGUUCCGUCAUUUCAAAAGAACUACGCUGAUUACAUUGCAAAAAAUGUCACUCGACAUGUGGAAAGAUUAUCACUAAAAAUUAGCAAACUGGAUCUAUAUGAUUGGAUGGAUCGAAUUGGUUAUUAUAAUGCUUUAAGUCUUUUUAACAGUUUUGGAAGCGUAGAAGAUACUCGUAUCUCCUGGAAUCCCGACCAGGAUUACAAACGACAAUAUUCGAACAGCAAGUCCGAUAUGACCAUUUUUUACUCGAUGCUGAAUGCACUUAAAGGGGACAACAGAGUGUAUUGUGCUUGCCAGUUUUCAGAUUUUCAUGGAGGGUAUAAAUCCAUUCAGUACAAUACUUCAAAAAAUAAUUUAUACUUUGAAUACGGAUUGAAUCAUCUUGAUUUUUAUCACACCGGCGACACAGAUUUAUCAUCUCGUAUGGCUGGAGUCGUAUUACCCGAUUAUUCCAUGUCAACUAUUGGACCCGAAAUAAUCAAUAGUAUGGUUGUAAAUAUACACGAUGCUCAUUCAGAUUUACUUUUGAAAUUCUUACAACAUGCACUAACAAAUUGUCCAAAUCUUGAAUACUUUUUAUAUAAAUCGAUGAAACAUCCCAGAUGCGAUAUUUGUAUCUGUACUGAUAUACACAGCCUUGGCACCAGAAGAAAGGGAGAAAACAAGUUAUCAGACACGACUCAAGAAAACAUCAAGGUUGUAAAAACUCAAAAUAUGCUCCCAUCAAAAGAAAUACUGCAACUUCUAAAUAAUUAUGUUCCUGCUAUGAAUACUCUUGUUUGUGGACAUAAUAGUCCAUAUGAUACCCCAUUGGCAGAUGUGGCCCUAAUAGAUUUAACGGGAUUCAGUAACCUUUCAUUAGUGAUCAUUGAUAUCCGACUCUUAUAUGUUGAUAGUCCGGGUGUAUGUGUCGUUGAAAUGGAGUAUUCAUCUAAAGACCGUGGUUAUUACCUAUUCGAGAUGAAUGAUGAUGGUUUAGCUCUUAAAUCUGUUACAAUCAAAGAUAUCGAAGAACAAAAGGACAUCAUCCGAUCGACCCUUAUCAAAUGCGACAUACAUGUCAACUUCGAGUUUUAUUUUAAAUAUACACGUGUUGCAAAUAUUAUCAAUGGGAACCUUAUUCCAAAAAAUGAAGUCUUUUGUGAUUCCUAUGGAUUCUUUAUGUUUUAAUAGCUAACUUUUUAUGCAAUAAACCACACCUCACUAUUUGUAUUUUAAAACCCAUACAGUAUCUACCUGAUCAUCAGUCAUUUUUAUAGUUAAAGAACUUUUCGCGCACACUUGUUUGUUCGGUUUUUGACUCGCCCAUUCUAUGUCAUGAUGAGAGGCUUGUACUUACUAAGGCUUAUUCAAAAUCGACAGAUCAAAGUAGGGAACUAGGUUGCCCAUCCACGACUACGAUAUAGAACCGCUUGAAAAUAUAUUUUUUCUCUUCGAUAUGAAAAAAAAAAUGAUAUAACAAACAAUAAAUA
Messenger RNA from Mucor mucedo, 2405 nucleotides. RefSeq lists its product as uncharacterized. The transcript has a single exon. The record is from RefSeq and is a predicted model, not a curated record. Gene Ontology annotation, molecular function: protein binding. The coding region runs from base 91 to 2103 and encodes 670 amino acids. NCBI's taxonomy places the organism in Eukaryota, Fungi, Mucoromycota, Mucoromycetes, Mucorales, Mucoraceae.